This is a messenger RNA of Tetrahymena thermophila SB210, 3141 nucleotides long. RefSeq names its product kinesin motor catalytic domain protein. NCBI's taxonomy places the organism in Eukaryota, Ciliophora, Oligohymenophorea, Hymenostomatida, Tetrahymenidae. Gene Ontology annotation, cellular component: kinesin complex; microtubule. The record is from RefSeq and is a predicted model, not a curated record. Gene Ontology annotation, biological process: microtubule-based movement; cytoskeleton-dependent intracellular transport. The transcript has 14 exons. Gene Ontology annotation, molecular function: ATP hydrolysis activity; ATP binding; microtubule motor activity.
AUGAGUGUAGUUGUAGCUGUCAGAGUAAGACCAUUUAAUACGAGAGAAAUAGGACUCAAUUCAUAACUUUGUAUUGACAUGGAUGGAACUCGUACAAGUUUAUUGGAUUUGAACGAUCCUAAAAAAAACAAAGAUUUCUUCUUUGAUUAUUCCUUCUGGAGUCAUGAUGGAUUCGAGUUAAACGAAGAAGGACUAGCUAUCCCUGUUUCAGAUAGAUAUGCCGACUAAAGAGCUGUUUAUAAUUAAGUAGGUUAAUAGAUAUUAGAUAAUGCAUGGUUAGGUUAUCAUUGUUGUUUAUUUGCUUAUGGCUAAACAGGAGCUGGUAAAAGUUAUUCUAUGGUUGGAUAUGGAGCUAACAAAGGUAUUGUCCCUAUUGCUUGUUAGGAAAUUUUUGAAAGAAUAAAGUUAAAUGACAAUCCUCAUUUAGAAUAAGAAGUUAGCUGUUCUAUGCUAGAAAUUUACAACGAAACUGUUUAAGAUUUAUUGAUUCCAGUAACUAAGAGGCCAACAGGUGGUCUCAAGAUUAGACAGCAUUAGUCAUUAGGAUUUUAUGUUGAUGGUAUGUCAAAACAUCCAGUAGAAAGUUAUAAUGACAUUGAAAAAAUUAUGGACACAGGUACUUAAAAUAGAACUGUUGCCUCAACUCAAAUGAAUGCUUGUUCUUCCCGUGCUCACACUAUUAUUAUUAUUUAAUUCAAGUAAACUGAAGAAAAAGGUGAUAGAAAGUAUGAGAAAUUAUCAAUUAUUAAUUUAGUUGAUUUAGCUGGUUCUGAAAAGGUUGCCAAAACUGGUGCAACAGACAAAAGAUUAAAAGAAGCUACUAAUAUCAACCUUUCAUUGACUACUCUUGGUAAAGUCAUUUAAGCUUUAGCAGAUAAAGAAAUGGGUAAAAAUAAGAAUUAAGUUAUUCCUUAUAGAGAAAGUUGUUUGACUAAAAUUUUAUGUAACGCUUUGGGUGGUAACUCUAAAACUCUUAUGAUUUGUGCAGUUUCUCCUUCAAAUGAUAAUUAUGAAGAAACCUUAUCUACUUUAAGAUAUGCAGAUCAAGCUAAAAAGAUCAAAAAUAAAGCUACUGUUAAUGAAAGUGCUACAGACAAAUUAAUCAGAGAACUGACUGAAGAAAAUGAAAAACUUAAAUUGUUUAUGCAAAAGUUUUAGGAUUAAUUUGGAAUCAAUUUGAAUAAUUUGGAUAUGAAGAACAUAGAAAACUUAGAUCCUUAAGUUUACAAUAUUUAAGAAGUUAAAGAAAAAAAGGAAGAAUUUGAAGCUAACUAGCACCUUCUCGAAGAUACUACAAAAACUAAAUAGCAAAGACAUAUUGAAAACAAGUAAUUAGAAGAGGAAUCAGAAUAAAAUAAAAUAGAUCUCUCCAAACCACAUUUAGUAAACGUCCACGAAGAUCCAUAACUACACAAUAAGAUCUAAUACAGUUUAGAUAAGGAUGUUAUAAUUAUAGGUAGUAAACACUCACAACCUAAACCUGAUAUAAUUGUAGGUUUAACAAGAAAUAACGUUGCUAAAAUUAUUCAUAGUGAAGACCAUAAAUAAUUAUUUAUAGAAUAAUAUUCAGACUAGUAUGAUUGUAAUAUUUUGGUAAAUGGUGUUCCAGUUAAAGAAAAGACAGAAUUAUUCCAUUUAGAUAGAAUCAUUAUAAGCACUACAAGUAUGUUUACUCUUAUCUUUAAGGACUCAUAACCUCGCAAUGACCAGCUAACUUUUGAAUAGAUUGAUUAUGACUUUGUUCAGGAUGAAAUGAACACCUACAUGGAAUUAGAAAAUAAAACUCGUAUUCAAGAAUUUGAAGAAAAGUAGCAUGAGAAAGAAAUUGAAACCUAAAAAUAAACCAUCGAAUAACAAAAAUAAUGGGAAGAUUAAAAAAUUUAAUUAGAAAACUAAAUCAAAGAAUUGCAAGAGAAAAAUAAAAAGCAAGAAAAUAAUAAAAAGUUCAAAGAUAAAAAUUAUUUGGAGCAUAAAUUACAGAAAUUCCUUCCAAAAGUUCUUGAAAUUAACUUGAUUGCAAAGGAAUUAAAAAGGAAUAUCUCUUUGCAAGCUAAAAUUUGUUAGCUUUAUUCUGAUGAAGAUGAAGAAGAACCUAAUGCUAACUCAAUCAAUAAUAAAUCAAAAAUUUAAAUCUAAGUUGACAAUAGAGAAUUAGGCUAGGUGUUUAUAUGGGACUAAGCAAAAUUCAAUGAAAGAUAUUAUCAAAUUAAAGAGUAACUUGAAAAAUACUUUGAAACUAAUCAGAUUCCAUCACUUGAUAAUUCAGAAGAUCCAUUUUAUGAUCCUCCUGAGCCUCAUUUGAUAGGAAAUGGUUAUUUUAAGCUUCUAUAUUUAGCUUAUUUUAUGGACUCAUAAAUUGAAUUGUCUUUAGUAGGAGAAAAUGGAUAAUGUGGCUCUUUAUAGGUUGGCGUGAUUCCAUGUGAUGAAACAGGUGAAAAAAAUCUAGCUAAGGAAAUGGAAGAAGAAGAGGGUUCUGAUGUUAUAGAAGAUCCAAAGUAAUUACUUGGUAAAGAAAUGUAUGUUAAAAUUACAAUUUCAAGUGCUGUUUUACCAGAUAACUUCUGCAGAGAUACUUUUGUUGAAUAUAACCUUAUGGAUUAAGAUGGAAAAAUGCAAACAUAUAGAACAGAAAGAAUUGUAGGCAAAAACCCUCGCCCUAAUUACACAUUCUAAAAAAUUCACUAUUAUUCUUCUAUUUCUGAAGAACAUCUCGACUAUUUCUAAAACAAAAAUUUGAUAUUCAAAGUUCUUGGUUUAGAAGAAAUCAAGGGAGAAUAAAAUAAAAUGCAAGCUUAAAUACCUGUUGAAGAGGAAAUAGAAUAUGCUAAUAUAAAAAAUCAUUAAAAGAAAUAAAACUAAUAAUAGCAAGCACAAGUAUAAAAUACAAAUUCAUCAUAAGGCUCACUAUCUACUAAUUCUUCUGUUGAUUAAUCAAGAACCAAUAAUUAAAUAGUAUUCUAAUAGAGCUUCGAUCCAACCUUUGAAGUAUAAGAAAAAAAUAAAAGAUCAAACACAAUGGCUUAGCCUGCUUCUUAAAAGGUUGUUUAAUAAAAUACCUCAUCUAGAGAUGAUAUGACAGCUUAGGCAGCAUCUAAAGGAAAAGGGAAAAAAGGAACCAAAGAUGAAUGCAAUAUAUUCUGA